This is a messenger RNA of Camellia sinensis, 1128 nucleotides long. NCBI's taxonomy places the organism in Eukaryota, Viridiplantae, Streptophyta, Magnoliopsida, Ericales, Theaceae. The record is from RefSeq and is a predicted model, not a curated record.
CUCUAGGUUUCAAUGCAGGAAAUUAGUUUUGAAUCCUCGAGAUCUUGUAGCCUCUUUCUCUGGAAUACAACGACACAUUAUUGAUUAGUUACCUGGCCAUGUUUACCAACUGCUCGAGAAUGGAGUUGAUAUGGCCAGAAGCAUGGAAAAACCAAGAACUUUGGAUGACGUUACUGAAAAAAACAAGCAACCCUGGCAAUUGACUGAAAUCAUAGACCCUGCUCAAUGCCGGCUGGUUGCCAUGCCAGACAGCACAGAUGCAGCCAACAAGGUUGCUCGACUACUCUAUACAAAUUCUGGUGUUGGUGUUUUAGCACUUGGAUCUAAUGGUAUUCAAAAGUUGUGGAAGUGGGUCCGCAGUGAACAAAUUCCAAAUGGAAAGGCCACUGCCAAUGUUGUUCCACAACAAUGGCAACCAAACAGUGGUCUUCUUAUGACAAAUGAUGUCACAGGUGUCAACCUUGAGGAAGCAGUGCCAUGCAUAGCACUAUCAAAGAAUGACUCUUAUGUAAUGUCUGCUUGUGGUGGAAAGGUUUCGCUAUUCAAUAUGAUGACAUUCAAGGUAAUGACAACGUUUAUGCCACCUCCGCCUGCUUCAACCUUCCUGGCAUUUCAUCCUCAAGAUAACAACAUCUUAGCCAUUGGAAUGGAAGAUUCCACUAUGCACAUAUACAAUGUUAGGGUGGAUGAGGUAAAAUCAAAACUGAAAGGUCACCAAAAGCGCAUAACUGGCUUAGCUUUUUCCACCAAUCUUAAUAUAUUGGUUUCAUCAGGAGCUGAUGCUCAGCUUUGUAUUUGGAGCAUUGAUACAUGGGAAAAGAGGAAAUCAGUUCCAAUACAACUGCCUGCUGGGAAGGCUCCUAAUGUUGACACUCGAGUGCUGUUUCACUCUGAUCAAAUCCGUUUGCUGGUAUCCCAUGAAACACAGUUAGCAAUAUAUGAUGCUUCCAAGAUGGAUCGUAUUCAUCAGGAGAACAGAAGUGAACAAUCUGACUUAUUAAAUCAAUCGUGAAUUCAGUGGCAUGGGUUGUUGUAAGAGCUGCAACUGAUCCAGUGUUUCCUCCUGGUAUUAUAGGCGUAUAUGGUAUUCUACGAUAUAGCCAACAAAAGUCAGCUUAGUCAUUAUAU